Caenorhabditis angaria is the source of this 1882-nucleotide messenger RNA. The record is from the annotation of a GenBank genome assembly. Lineage: Eukaryota; Metazoa; Nematoda; Chromadorea; Rhabditida; Rhabditidae.
AUGACAGAAAAUAUUUGUGAGUUUUUGGGUGCUACUGUAGUAGAUGAGUCCCCUCCACUCUUUCUGGGGCAGGGCUGAUCUCAACCUUAGAUGACCCCUUUUCUGGAAAACAACAUUUUCUGUGAAAAACCAGAAAAUUCGGAAAAUUUUAGAUACAUAAAAUAUUUUUACAGAUGAAAACAAUUCGAAUGUUUGCACAAAUGUUAUCGCAGGAGCAACUGGGUUCUGCAAAGUGGAGAGAGGCAAAAGCGGAAAAUUCAUUGGGGUGAGUUUUCUUUGAAGUGUUCGAAAUAUUUAAAAGUUUAUAAUUUUUGAAGUGGUGCGGGCUCCAUAAAACAUUAGUGGGGGGGGGGGGCUGAUAUACACCAGUGAUGGUUGAGCAAAUCUGGUGGUGGGCUGAUUUGAAUAGCGUAGGGGCAUCAAAGGCUCUUAUUGCAAGCUUCAAAUACACGUUUGCUUGCAAAACGUGGAAUCAGCUCACAUUACAACUAGAGCAUCAUGACUCCCCACAUAACUUCUUUUAUGUAAUACAAAAAUUAAAUUUCUGGGAAAACCAGACAUUUAACACAGAUAGAGGCAUCUCUCGCUUGGCCUCCCGCUUUUUUUGUCGGGCACUGCAUUUUUAGACCCCAUCGGCAUCGCCCUUUGAGGCCUCGCCCUUUGAGAUGCGUUGAGGUCUCGCAGCGACUUUCUAACCGAAAAUGUUUGUCUGCGUCUCCUCGAAAUUGUGUAGUGGCACGACGUGGACGAUGGUUUUUUAUCAGACCGUUUGGUUUUAAAUGGCGCGACAUCUGAAAAUUCGACGUCUCAAAAAAUUCGCGACUUAUAUUUUUUGUCAAAUACAUUUUCUUUUUUUUUUUUUUAAGUGAUUCAUGUCAUCAAAUUACGUCAUUUUCAUUUUCACACCUAGGGGCACCCCGAGGGGGGUAAUUAAUCACACCUAUCAGUGGUGGUGGUGACAGGCGUCAGCUGUUGUAUGAGGUGUAGCAGUUCUAUACUCCUAAUAUACAGUAACCCAAAAAAAUAAAUUAAUACAAUUUUGAAUAGAACCUGAAGAAUCAUACUACUUGUAGAAAAUCCAUCGUCCGAACUUUUUCAAAAAUCAUGCAAAGAUAUAGAUUUUGUUUUUUUACAGAGUUUCAACCCCUAUUUCAUCCGAAUGUUCGUCACCUCCAGUUUGCGAAAAGAAGUGCAGCGAACAAUGAUGUUUGCCAAUGUCACGGAUGAUCUCAUCAAGCGCAUUUGGCCAGCUCAUCUGAAGAAUCCAGCAAGAACAUUGGAAAUUUUACGAGAAAUUGUGAAAAAGGAUGAUAUCAAAAAGGCGAUUGGACAAUUUCAAAUUUUGGAAAAGGAGAUCAAUUUCGAAAAGCGCGGAAUUCGGGGACGAGUCAAAAACGAUUUCUUGAUGAAAUACGGAAACUACGAGCUUCUCAGCGAUUUCGUCUCGAGUCUUGAUUCGAGACCAGGACGAAAUUUGCAGAUGAAAACCGUGAUGGACCAUUUCAACAAUUUCAAAUGCAAACAUGAAAUCAUAAUCGCAAAAUCUCCACUAAUUUUAAACCUGGUUGCAAUUCCGGAUUCGCUGAAACUGAAAAACGAAACAAAACAAACAACAAUUGUUUUGCAUAACGAGUCAGAUUGCCCAAUUUUAUUCAAGAUCAAAACUUCGAAAAACAAAUAUAUGAAGUUCGACACGACAAUGGGCAAAAUUGAGGCUCGAAAAAAUAGAUCGUUGCUGGUCAAAUUUACGAAACCUCUUGAAGACCGCGCGACUAUAUCAAUCGAGUAUGGAGAACAUCAGGCCGAAUACGCAGGCAAUUAUGCGAAGUUUUUCAUUGACAAUGAGUGCGAUUUUAUCUCCAUAAUCGCCGAAAUGCUUUGA